GUGUCUGAAUACCGGGCCGGCUGCUUGGCUGUUCUCUGCAGCAGAACCUUACCUGUUCCUUGGACCAGCAGUGUCCUCACGGUCUUCUGUAGUGUGUCCGCAGUCUCUGGUCAUCUCCUGUACUAUGUCUGCAGUCUCUGGUCAUCUCCUGUAGUAUGUCCGCAGUCUCUGGUCAUCUCCUAUAGUAUGUCUGCAGUCUCUGGUCAUCUCCUGUAGUAUGUCUGCAGUCUCUGGUCAUCUCCUGUAGUAUGUCUGCAGUCUCUGGUCAUCUCCUGUAGUAUGUCCGCAGUCUCUGGUCAUCUCCUGUACUAUGUCUGCAGUCUCUGGUCAUCUCCUGUAGUAUGUCUGCAGUCUCUGGUCAUCUCCUGUACUGUGUCCGCAGUCUCUGGUCAUCUCCUGUAGUAUGUCCGAAGUCUCUGGUCAUCUCCUGUACUAUGUCCGCAGUCUCUGGUCAUCCCCUGUACUAUAUCUGCAGUCUUUGGUCAUCCCCUGUACUUUAUCUGCAGUCUUUGGUCAUCCCCUGUACUGUGUCCGCAGUCUCUGGUCAUCCCUUGUACUACAUCCACAGUCUUUGAUCA
Messenger RNA from Staurois parvus, 578 nucleotides. Lineage: Eukaryota; Metazoa; Chordata; Amphibia; Anura; Ranidae. The record is from the annotation of a GenBank genome assembly.